AUGUCUGGCGAACACCAAUUCGCUGGAGGAAACCUCGGUUUGACCGCUAAUGCCCAUGGUUUGCCUUUGUUUGUCGACGAUGCUCCACAGUAUACAAGGCUUCCUUGUGGUUUGCCAUUAUGUGGCCUCUUUGUUCCUAUGUGGCGUCUUCACUCUUACGUGGCAACCACGUUGAUUAAAUAUUAUCUAUCAUAUGCUAAAGCUGAAGUAUCAAGACGAUCUAGCUGCUGCUCUGAGCAAAGAGUUUCGGCGGUGAGAGAUGAUGAGGAGCUGCAGCUGGGUCAGAUUUACUUUGCUUUGCCGUUGAACCGGUUGAAACGCCGGAUGCUAGCGGAGGACAUGGCGGAAUUGGCUGUGAAAGCUAGCUCAGCGUUGACAAAGAGUGGUUGUUGCGACGAGAAAGGCGGAGGAUACUGCCCGAAUAUUCUCGUUUUUCCCGAUGAGAACGGUAUGAAGCCGUCGAGGAAGGUGGCUGGUGGUGGACAAAGUGGGUUGAGAAGGGGGAGGAGUAGUGGCGGCUGCGGGAGGAGGGGGAAAAUUACAGCGAAGUUGAUAACUAUUCCCGAGUAG
Messenger RNA from Fraxinus pennsylvanica, 570 nucleotides. The record is from the annotation of a GenBank genome assembly. NCBI's taxonomy places the organism in Eukaryota, Viridiplantae, Streptophyta, Magnoliopsida, Lamiales, Oleaceae.